AUGAUGAUGGAUCAGGCGCAUUUCAGCGAAUACUUGCUGAGGCAACAAAUGUUACACGCCGCUUCUUUGAGCGGAUUACAGCACAGAGUGGGCGCAGACGCAGAACCGCCCGCUUGCGAAGCACGGCUUCUGAACGGUGAUCUUUGGAGACGCUUUCACGACAUUGGAACUGAAAUGAUCAUCACAAAAGGCGGACGGUCUGUGAUGUUCCUUACUGUGGGUGAAAUUGUAUUGUGGAGGUACACCGCUUCCAUCGCGUUCACGAUUAGAGAGCGCGGGGUUCGGCGCCGGCGCCUCAAAGCGUCUCCUCCAGCAUUCCUUUUGUUUUACCAUGGGUCGUUUGUCGCCUGCUCGCUGCGUGGGCAUAGGCCGUCCCUCUCUGGCCCGAGGCGUGGCCGGCGGGUGCGAGAGAGAGGCGGCCGGGCGCCGACCUCCUGCAGCGCCGUCGGCCGCCCGCCGCGCGCCCCGCCCAGUGCAUGCAGCACUAAUAAUCAGAUUAUGACAGCCAACUCUUCGGACCUCGAUACUACCUCCGCAUGUCACUCUUCAAUGUCUCCUGAAAAAUUGACAGCAGACAUCCACUUAGCCAUUGCCGAUCGGAUAAUUGGCGGCCUAGCCUUAUACGGCGAGCAAUUAUUUCCGACUGAAACGCUAGUUGAAAAAACUCGACUGCAUCUAGAUAAAAAUAUUUUAAGCGGCACGUAG
This is a messenger RNA of Leptosia nina, 705 nucleotides long. The record is from the annotation of a GenBank genome assembly. NCBI's taxonomy places the organism in Eukaryota, Metazoa, Arthropoda, Insecta, Lepidoptera, Pieridae.